AUGUCAUUAAAUGAUUAUACUUCAAUAGAAACAAAAAUGAAAAAAAUUUUUAAAAAAUUAAAAAAAAUCAAACAAUUAAAAGGAAUAUAUUAUUCACUAAAUAAAUUAAAUAAAAAAACAAAAAAUAAAUUAAUCAAAAAACAUUUUUUAUUUAAAGAAGGGGACAGAUUUUUAAAUGAAGCCAAAGCUACAAAUUAUUGGCCUGUUGGAAGAGGAAUUUAUUUGAAUUUAAAAAAAACUUUUUUGGUUUGGGUAAAUGAAGAAGACCAUUUACGCUUAAUUUCUAUGGAAAAAGGUGGAAAUGUUGGAAAAGUUUUUAAAAGAUUAAUUUUGGGAGUCAAAAUGAUUGAAGAAAAGGUAGUGUAAGGUG
Messenger RNA from Meloidogyne enterolobii, 370 nucleotides. The record is from the annotation of a GenBank genome assembly. Lineage: Eukaryota; Metazoa; Nematoda; Chromadorea; Rhabditida; Meloidogynidae.